Molecule: messenger RNA, 1068 nt
Organism: Trypanosoma cruzi
Lineage: Eukaryota; Euglenozoa; Kinetoplastea; Trypanosomatida; Trypanosomatidae
Exons: 1
Coding region: 1-1068 (355 amino acids)
Source: RefSeq, a predicted model, not a curated record
AUGGCAACUGACGAGAUGGCUGAAUUGCCAACCGUAACGCUCUUCCGCUACCCGGCGUGUUUCGCUAUUCCUACGGCGGAUCCACAUGCUCUUGCGGUGGAGUGCAUGCUGCGUUUUGUGGGUGCGCACUUUGUGAAGCGUGAUGCUCCGUUGCCAGUUGCGCUUGAAGUCCCCACCAGAGACGGCAGCGCGGUGGGUUGCCAUGAGAACAGCGGCGUGGUUCGAAAGACCGGUGUUGCGUCUUGUUUGCAGCAGAUCGAGGACAGCGUUCAUGUGGACAAAGAUGUCCUGCCGGUAGAAAAACGACAUCUUUCACUCUGUGUGAAGAUCUUGGUGGUAAAUUCGUUGCUCCCCGCAUUUGUUUAUCUCACUCACUGCGAAUUGGAUCUUUUUGACCACUCGAUCCGAAAAGGUGUUGUGCCGAAGGUGGCCACCUUAUGGCAGAGGCUUCUCGGGAACUACCGCCGUGGCGUACUGGAGCGCAGUGGCUGCUGUGGGCGUUACUCCAGUGUGGCGGAGGCUCUGGAGGAGGCGGAGAAGGGGCUGCGUGCACUGCAGACGCUCUACGUUGGCAACUCCAACCCCCCUGGGACCUUUUUUUUGGGAACAGAACGGCCAUGUAGUGCGGAUGCUUUGGCGUAUGCGGCAGCUUCGUCGUUUCUCCAUGCCGAUUUUGCCAAUCAUCACGCUUCCCUUGCUGUUGUGAAGAUGCAGAAGCGUCUGCAGGGGGAAUGCACGACGCUUGUGAAAUAUAUUGAAAGGGUGCGACAGAUGUACUUUGAAGAGUACAGUGCAUUUUACACACUACGGGCGGCGCCCUCAUGCGCCGCCGGGGCUCACUCUGGGAAUUUAGCGCCUGAACCUGAUGAUUUGUUCAAAAAGGGGCGACGGAUGGUUGUGGCGUGGACAAUAGGCUUUUCCCUGCUUUACUUCACUCUCUCCAAUGCCAACCUGAUUCUGGAGGCGUUAUCGGAGUUGCAGGUCGAUGAGGAAGAGGAGGAGGAGGAGGAAGGUAAAGAAGUGGAGAGGAAGGGCGGGGAAAAAAAUAACGAGAAAGGGCAGGGUUAG